This is a messenger RNA of Leptinotarsa decemlineata (Colorado potato beetle), 2462 nucleotides long. Its product is annotated as Vacuolar H[+] ATPase PPA1 subunit 1. Gene Ontology annotation, biological process: proton transmembrane transport. Gene Ontology annotation, molecular function: proton-transporting ATPase activity, rotational mechanism. Gene Ontology annotation, cellular component: proton-transporting V-type ATPase, V0 domain. The record is from RefSeq and is a predicted model, not a curated record. NCBI's taxonomy places the organism in Eukaryota, Metazoa, Arthropoda, Insecta, Coleoptera, Chrysomelidae.
UAGUAUUUUAGAUGGUGGUAGUACUGAUUGUCAUCUACAAAUUUAUUGAUAUGUUCAAAAUUCAAUAUUUGGGAGGAAGCAUAUCUCACUUUAUGUUUUUAUAAAAAUAAUAUCGCCCAACAGUAAAAUUUUUCGUCAGGAUUCUCGCAACGGAUUCCCAACAUGACCCAUCUCAGCAUUAGAUCUACCUUGGCUUACACCUUUUCUGCUACUACCUUGAUAACUACCCUCAUUCUCAUUCUAUACCAUGUUCUUACUGGAAAGGGUGAAAGAAUAAGCGUAGGAUGGUUCCUGGAAAGUACUUCACCUCAUAUGUGGUGCUGUCUUGGAAUAGGAUUAUCUGUCUCUCUUUCGAUUGUGGGAGCCGCAGUAGGAAUUCAUACCACCGGAGUCAGCAUUGUGGGAGGAGGAGUGAAGGCACCUCGAAUUAAAACCAAAAAUUUGGUAUCUGUAAUUUUUUGUGAGGCCGUUGCGAUUUAUGGUUUGAUUAUAGCCAUUGUGCUCUCUGGAUACAUGGAAGACUUCACUUGGAAUUUAGUAGUGAAUGAUGAAUUUCUCAAGUCGAAGAAUUGGUUGGCAGGCUACCUCAUGUUUGGGUCUGGUCUAUCAACUGGAAUGGUCAAUUUAUUCUGUGGAAUGGCAGUAGGAAUUGUAGGCUCAGGAGCAGCUUUAGCUGAUGCUGCUAAUGCUACUUUGUUUAUGAAAAUACUUGUUAUUGAAAUUUUUGGCAGUGCUAUUGGCCUUUUUGGUCUAAUCGUGGGAAUAUAUAUGGUUUCCAAAGUUCAAAUGGGGGACAAAAUCCACUAAAUGCAUCACUUUAAGUGGUGUAUUAUAGAAAAAAAUGACAGAAUUAUUAGAUAUCAGUUAUCUACUGGGUACUAGGUUUCAAAAUACAGUAAAACUCCUAAGUCCUCCAAUUUAUUGAAAUGAAAAAUUGUCUUCGUCUGAUUUAAUUAUGAUUUUUUUUGUUUUUUAUAAAAUAAGAACAUACUUUCAAUAUUAGCAAUGGAAAAAUCUCUUGAAAUUUUGCAUUUGAGUUUCAAUUGAAUUUUAUCCAGAGUAUAAGUGGAUUUAUGCAAGUCAACUCAACUUAUGCAUAACUUUACUGGAGAAUUCAACUUAUGAAAAUUAUUUUAUGCAAAAUUUUUCAAGAUAAAUUGGAAUAACAUGCACCUGCGUCUGAAUUGACUUCAAAUAGAUCAAAUAAUUAUGGACUCAAUCAUAUGUUUCAUGAAAACAUUUUGUAAGAAAAAAUAAGUAAUAUGAUCCACUUUUAAUUUUUUUACUUGUAGCAUUUGAUAGCAUAAACUGGAGAAAUUGUAACUGAUAGUUAUAAAUUAACAAGUCGAUGAACUAUGCAUGGUGACACCAAAACUUAGUACAUAGCUCCAUUCAGUUUGUGGGGUAAUAAAUUGAUAUUCACAACUAAGGUAUAGUUCAUUGAAAAUAAUAUUGCUACUAAUUAAACAAAAUUGAAAAUCUAUACCGGUUUAACCUAAAAUAAACUCAUGUCAAACAUUUUAAAUAAAACUUUUUUAGACUGAUAGGAUAUGAAAUUCCCUUUUCUCACGAUCUAACUGCCAUUUUAUUUAAAUUUAAUAUGUUGAUACUAUGGAAAUAUUGUCAAGCAACUUGAUGUAGUGAGAAACAAGACGAAUUUUGCUGAGUUUUUCAUGUGUUUACAAACUUCCUUCCAAUAUAUGCAAUAGAAAAACCUCACUUUCACACUGACACAGACAAAUAAACCGUAUUCAGAAGAUUCAUCUGAUGGAGUAGUAAACAUUCUGCUGAAGAAGUUGGAUUUAAAGAUUUGCUCCUGGAUUCAUGGGAUACGCCCAUCAAGACAUCCAGGAAAUCCUUCGAUAUCUGUCAGAAGAUUUACAUGAGGACGUUAAUAGAAUUACUGAGAAAGCUGAAGCGAUCUUAACGGAGAUUGACGAAAAAUUGAGCUACAGCGAAAAAGCACAAGAGUCAUGGCGGAAAUAUUUGAGAAUGUACAACUCUUAAGAUUGUAGAAAAUUUCUUGGUCAAUUAAAAUCCACGAUGAAGUGUACACACUGUGGAUACUCAUCAGUAACCUUCGAUCUUUUCUGGGAUUUUUCUCUUCCCAUACCACAAAGAACUGGCCAAUUGAACCGACAUGUUUGAAGGUGCAAUAUAAAAAUAUUCUCUCCCAUGAAAAAAUUUAGAGUAAGAAUUGAAUGUUGCCAUAAACUUUCCUCUGGAAGGAUUAUAUGUGAGCGAUUAUGUAGCACGCAAUGUGGGUUUUUGUCGUUAUAAUCUAUAUUAACUUUCGAAUCACAGGUGGCAUUUCACAGACACCUCUACACUGGCACGUGACACGAAUACAAUGAUUCAUAUGUAUCUCAAAUUACACCAAAAUCGCUAGUGAGUGAAGAGGCAUAUAUCCUCUUUUAUGAAAUGGAAGAAAAGAAAUGACACCUAUUGUCAUGUCCAAUUAA